AUGAUUAUGAACACACAAUUUACAUUACCAACUAAUUCUUCUUGUGAUCUCAUUUAUGGAGCAAUAUUAAAUGAUACUGAUGCUAUUUUAACAUAUACCAUGUCAGCUAGUAUUUCACAAGUGAGAAAUCGUUGUUUCUAUCUAGCUACAGUACAUAGUCGAAAAAAUGCACUCGUCGUACAACAAUUGAAAUUUGGAAAAGAUUUUAAACGAACACCGAUGACACUUGUCGAUUCAACAAUAAUAGCAGAAGUGGCUACCAACUUCGCGUUCACAAUCGUAUUUGCAACUAAAAACUAUGUGUUUGUUUUGAAUGGGUUGAAUAUUUAUCGAUAUAUUGUUGAAUGUUGAUGUUGAUCUUAGCUUGAAUAAAAAAUAUAUGAGAUCAUCGCACGAUUUAUCAAUGCAAUAGUAAUUUUUGUAUAAGUUAUACAUCAUGCACAUUACUAACCACAAGGAUUAUUAUAAAAUCGGCCAACCCAUACUUCGUAUAGACGCUAUUUUCAUGCAAUACCUUCGAGAAAGAUAUUGGAAGAUGAUGAUGAUGAUGAUCUGAUAUUUGUAGAUUAUGAAAUGGAUGCUACGAGAAAGAAAGAAAGAAUUAAAAUGUUCAACGAUGUUUGGUCUCUUGAACAGUUUCAUACAAGAAUAAUCAAUUGAAAGAUAAACUUUCAUCAACAGAUUUCUUCUGUGCGUAGAAAGACAGUAUUAGUAGAAUAAGCUUGGAUUAUCGUUAUUCUUACGAGAAUUACAUGGGGCACUCCAAAAGUUUUUUCCCCCGGUUCUUCUAAAAGCCUCAGUUUGAGUUCAAGUAUUCUUUUAUAAUGCUUAGACAUAUUUAGGAUUAUGUGCAAAAUUUCAGACUUCUAAGUCUUGUACUUUGCUGUAGUCGAUCAUUUCUUUUAUGCUAGGUCACGCAGUCUGCUAACGGAUGACCCAUCUUGUAUGAGAGAACUUUGCGUCUCAUAUUUUGCUUCCUAAAUUCCUUCUA
This is a messenger RNA of Rotaria sp. Silwood2, 991 nucleotides long. NCBI's taxonomy places the organism in Eukaryota, Metazoa, Rotifera, Eurotatoria, Philodinida, Philodinidae. The record is from the annotation of a GenBank genome assembly.